AUGGAUGACACUAAUAUCCGAUCUUGGGCAUCGAGGCUCAAGAGUUACAUCCCGACAUUCGGCAAACGAGAGAAAAUGGCCAACGAAGACAAGUUCGUCGUGACCGACACAAUAGUCGAUCGAUAUGCAAACAAGAGAGUGUUGCAGAAAACGCUCCUGGCCUUUAAAUUCCCUAAAGGGGCGAUCAAGAUGAGGGCCACAGCAGGCAACGGCUUCGAGCUUCAGCUUCCCCGAAAAUUGACUGCAGAGGAAGUCGAGGAAAUCCGUGCUGCUUUCAAGAAAGCCAGUGAAGAAAACUCCGAAGAUUAA
Messenger RNA from Colletotrichum orchidophilum, 309 nucleotides. RefSeq lists its product as uncharacterized. Lineage: Eukaryota; Fungi; Ascomycota; Sordariomycetes; Glomerellales; Glomerellaceae. The transcript is spliced from 3 exons. Bases 1 to 309 code for a protein of 102 amino acids. The record is from RefSeq and is a predicted model, not a curated record.